AUUUAUUUCAUUUCUUUCAACACAGAAACCACGACGUGCUUCGCUUGUUGUGACUACCAAAAAAUGCUGCGGGUAAUGAAUUACUACCAAAAAAUGUCAAUCCGUGAUCAUGCUGGUGGCCACCUGAAGAAUAUCUACUACUCGGCGAAAUAAGUUGCGCAUGAUGGUCGUCUCCAACUUUCUGUGGAACGACACUUUUGGUGGAGAAUCACUAGCGAAGUUCGGUGGACAAGAUGAUCCCAGACUGGGUUGUAUAAUGCCAAUCUGGGUUGCAGCCGGUGGGCGGUCAUGGCAAAGUAGAAAAACGGAAGAAGUAGGAUUGCUUAGAAGUCCUGCUCCAAGACGAGGAAGGGGGCUAUUUGUGACGAAAACAGCAAACACCUCUUGCAGUGCUGCUUUCACUGCCAUAUCAGGAGCUCGAACGAAGGCGAGGAGCAGGAAGACGACGGCGUCAAGCUUCAUGAGCAGUACCGUACCCCUUGUGUGCGAAGCCGUAGAGGCGGUAAUCGAACUCCCAGCACCGCUGGCUGCGGGUUACGCCCCAUAUCCGAUGGGGCCGGGUCGACCUGGAUCAACGAGGACGAGCAAUAGCAGUACCAAUACCUCUUUAGUGGAUUAAGAAGUCUCAACAAUGUUCUCUGAAUCCAUCCUGAGGAGCAUCGAUGGAACUGGGAUGAAGAGGAGAGUUUGUUCAAAGGAAUAAGAUUUGAAGGAUUAUUUCCACGACCAAGAUGACUCUCAAGAUGGAUUCUCAGGGAGUUGGUCUAAUUCGAGGACGGUCACGGAGUCGAAGUUUUUGGUGCGAAUUUUAAGGGUAUCUUCCGAACCGUGCCUCCGAAAGGAGCGAAGCCGCGGUACUUCGCAACUUGGAGCUAUCCAUCACCCUCGCGGAAGCUAAUGCGCGACCUCCGUCGUUUGCGUGUUAGCAGGGAACUGAUGCAUCAGGCACUGGGAAUAUGAGGACAUCAGGACGACUAAUAUUAAAUUGUGGCUCUUGAAGAUCACAUAUUAAUUUUUCAUCACACAUUCUUAAAGAUUCCCGCCCAAGCCGGUUCUCUAGGCGGAGGCAUAGGCGUAGCCCACCUUGACAUGGUACUACCUAUCCUCUGGCUAUGAAAUGAUAGAAUGGAUGAUCAUGAUCGUGUCCGACGCGUCGAGAACUUCCGCGCAAAUGUGGUGAAGAUAAUUUGUGCUCUUCCUUCCGUCGCAUCGCAUUUGUUUUAUGAUUCGCGGGUAUGCCACUACUGUGGGUAGAAGUUAGACCAGGUCAAGCAGAGGUGAUAUGACAUGCCUAGCAACAACAUCAGAAGUCAUUUUCCUGUUGCUGGGUAAGGCUGUGGAGAACGACUCCCGGUAGAUGCACUUUAGGGGAGAUGACGUUCAUGAUUUUCAUCCGUACUAAGACUUCUGCUGCAGAGGUCAACCUCCAAAUGAAGGCCCGUUUUGUGCUGAUAAAAACCGU
This is a messenger RNA of Amoebophrya sp. A25, 1462 nucleotides long. The record is from the annotation of a GenBank genome assembly. NCBI's taxonomy places the organism in Eukaryota, Dinophyceae, Syndiniales, Amoebophryaceae.